Messenger RNA from Phymastichus coffea, 897 nucleotides. RefSeq lists its product as uncharacterized. The record is from RefSeq and is a predicted model, not a curated record. Lineage: Eukaryota; Metazoa; Arthropoda; Insecta; Hymenoptera; Eulophidae. The transcript has a single exon. Bases 1 to 897 code for a protein of 298 amino acids.
AUGAAUAUCCCCCGUCUAGAGCUUUGCGCCGCUAGUGUUCUCACGAAACUUUUUAUCAAGGUUAGAAACGUCUUAGACUUCCCCAUACAUAAAGUUACCUUUUGGUCCGAUUCAGUCAUAGCCCUGUGUUGGCUUAAAAAGGCGCCUCAUCUCCUGAGACCAUUCGAGUCCAACCGAGUGGCCGAGAUUCAAAAAAUGGAUGAUCAAGUCAGUUGGUAUCAUGUUCCGUCUGGAGAUAAUCCUGCAGAUUCACUGUCCAGAGGGCAACUUCCUGAGGAAUUCAUGAAAAACCCACUUUGGAACUCCGGUCCAAAGUGGUUGUUAUUUUCAGAUACUGAGUGGCCAAAACAACCUGAGCAGUUACUACCAUCUGGAUCUACCAGCGGAAAAGAGACUUGUUUACUCUCAUCAACCUCUAAUGAUAUUUCAUUCAUUUAUUCCCGUUUUUCGUCCUUUAAGCACUUGAUCAAAGUCGUAGCUUUCAUGUUACGAUGGAAGAAUCUUAAAUCAUUGGAUGAACGGCGAGGUGAAUUGCGGCCUCUAGAAAUCAGCGAAUUAGAGACUGCCGAACGGAAAAUUGUAGCCAUGAUUCAACGAGAACGCUUCCCUAAAGAGCUGAAACUUCUUGCGACGGCUGAGGAGAGUAAAGGGGACGAUAAUUCAGUUCCUUUCCGUAAGGCAACUAGUCUGGAUGAGUUGAACCCUUUUCUUGAUGAACAUGACAUGAUUAGAGUAGGUGGUCGUCUUAAAAGGUCCGAUCUAAUUUAUACUCAACGUCAUCCAGUCUUGUUGCCUAGUCGACAUCAUGUUACCGAUCUCAUCAUUAGGGAUACUCAUGACUCCAAUUUGCAUGCUGGGAUCCAAGCUACAUUAUACAUCAUCCGUCAACGUUAUUGA